AGAAGUGGGCGCCAAGCCUCUUGGAGCGCGGAGGCGGAGUAGACUGGCAGCUGUCAGCGGGCAUUUCUGGGCUCGCCUUCCUAACCAGUUCUGAGUAGCGGACACCGGCGUUCUUAGCUCGCCUGUAAAAGCUAGUCUCUGAGUUCCCGGUGCUGAAAUGCAUUAAGCCGGGGCAUCAACACGAGCUACAGUAUUGGGUCCCCUCUUGUCUUUGUGCCCGCCUGCAUCCUCAGACCCAGAGGCAGAUUGUCUUAAAGAAUUCAAGACUCCAAAAAUGUUUCCCUUGAAAGAUGCUGAAAUGGGGGCCUUUACCUUCUUUGCCUCAGCUUUGCCACAUGAUGUUUGUGGAAGCAAUGGACUUCCUCUCACCCCAAAUUCCAUCAAAAUUUUAGGGCGCUUUCAAAUCCUUAAGACAAUAACUCAUCCCAGACUGUGCCAAUAUGUGGAUAUUUCCAGGGGAAAGCAUGAAAGACUCGUGGUGGUGGCUGAACACUGUGAAAGGAGCCUGGAAGAUUUGCUUCGCGAGAGGAAGCCUGUGAGCUAUUCAAAGGUCUUAUGCAUAGCAUUUGAAGUACUUCAGGGUUUGCAGUAUAUGAAUAAACAUGGCGUGGUACACCGGGCACUGUCUCCUCAUAAUAUCCUGUUGGAUCGAAAGGGGCAUAUUAAAUUGGCUAAAUUUGGGCUUUAUCACAUGACAGCUUAUGGUGAUGAUGUUGAUUUCCCAAUAGGGUAUCCAUCGUACUUGGCACCUGAGGUGAUUGCACAAGGAAUUUUCAAAACCACUGAUCAUGUGCCAAAUGAGAAACCAUUGCCUUCCGGCCCCAAAUCAGAUGUGUGGUCUCUCGGGAUCAUUUUAUUUGAACUUUGUAUGGGAAGAAAAUUAUUUCAGAGCCUGGAUAUUUCUGAACGUCUGAAAUUUUUGCUUACUUUGGACUGUGUCGAUGACACCGUAACAGUGCUGGCUGAAGAGCAUGGUUGUCUGGACAUCAUAAAGGAGCUUCCUGAAAAUGUGAUAGAUCUUUUGAAGAAGUGCCUGACCUUCCAUCCAUCUAAGAGGCCAACCCCAGAUGAACUGAUGAAGGACAUAGUGUUCAGUGAAGUGUCACCUUUGUACACCCCCUUCUCCAAACCUGCCGCUCUGUUUUCGUCUUCUCUGAGAUGUGCCGAUUUAACUCUGCCUGAGGAUAUCAGUCAGCUGUGUAAAGAUACAGAUACAGAUUACCUGGCAGAAAGAUCCAUUGAGGAAGUUUAUUACCUUUGGUGUUUGGCCGGCGGAGACUUGGAGAAAGAGCUUGUUAAUAAGGAAAUCAUUCGAUCCAAACCCCCUAUCUGCACCCUCCCCAACUUUGUUUUUGAAGAUGGUGAAAGCUUUGGACAAAGUCGAGAUAGAAGCUCACUUUUAGAUGACACCACUGUGACACUGUCGUUAUGCCAACUGAGAAAUAGAUUAAAAGAUGUUGGUGGAGAAGCAUUUUAUCCAUUACUUGAAGAUGACCAGUCUAACUUACCUCACUCCAACAGCAGUAACGAGCUGUCAGCAGCCGCCACGCUCCCUUUGAUCAUCCGAGAGAGGGACACCGAGUAUCAGCUCAACAGAAUCGUUCUCUUUGACAGGCUGCUCAAGGCCUAUCCAUAUAAAAAAAAUCAAAUUUGGAAAGAAGCAAGAGUUGACAUUCCUCCUCUGAUGAGAGGUUUAACCUGGGCUGCUCUUCUGGGAGUUGAGGGAGCUAUACAUGCUAAGUAUGAUGCAAUUGAUAAAGAUACUCCAAUUCCUACAGAUAGGCAGAUCGAAGUGGAUAUCCCUCGUUGUCAUCAGUAUGAUGAACUUUUAUCAUCACCUGAAGGCCAUGCAAAAUUUAGGCGUGUAUUGAAGGCUUGGGUGGUAUCUCAUCCUGAUCUUGUAUACUGGCAAGGUUUGGACUCACUCUGCGCUCCCUUCCUGUACCUAAAUUUCAAUAAUGAAGCCCUGGCUUAUGCGUGUAUGUCUGCUUUUAUUCCCAAAUACCUGUAUAACUUCUUCUUGAAAGACAACUCACAUGUAAUACAAGAGUACCUGACCGUGUUCUCCCAGAUGAUCGCCUUCCAUGACCCCGAGCUGAGCAACCACCUCAACGAGAUUGGCUUCAUUCCAGAUCUGUAUGCCAUCCCUUGGUUUCUCACCAUGUUUACUCAUGUAUUUCCAUUGCACAAAAUAUUCCACCUCUGGGACACCUUACUGCUUGGGAAUUCCUCUUUCCCAUUCUGUAUCGGAGUAGCAAUCCUCCAGCAGUUGCGGGACCGUCUUUUGGCUAAUGGCUUUAACGAGUGCAUUCUUCUCUUCUCUGAUUUACCAGAAAUUGACAUUGAGCGCUGUGUACGAGAAUCCAUCAACCUCUUUUGCUGGACUCCCAAAAGCGCUACUUACAGACAGCACGCGCAGCCUCCCAAACUGCCUGCCGACAGCGGCGCCCUGCGGAGUCCCGCCGCCUGCUUCUCCGCGGAGUGCACCGAGCCGCCCAGGACGGCCCUGUCAAGAGAAUCCAUCCCAUUAAAUGACCUGAAGUCAGAAGUAUCACCUCGAAUUUCCGCGGAGGACCUGAUUGACUUAUGUGAGCUGACCAUGACAGGCCACUUCAAAACUCCGACCAAAAAAACAAAGUCCAGCAAACCAAAGCUGCUGGUGGUUGACAUCCGGAAUAGCGAAGAUUUUAUUAGGGGUCACAUUGCGAACAGCAUCAACAUCCCCUUCAGCACCGCCUUCACUGCAGAAGGAGAGCUCGCCCAGAGCCCUUACACCACGACGCUCCAGAGCUUCAAGGGGAAGGUCAUCGUCAUUGUGGGGAACGUGGCGAAGCACACGGCUGAGUUCGCAGCUCAUCUUGUGAAGAUGAAGUACCCAAGGGUCUGUAUUCUAGACGGGGGCAUCAACAAGAUCAAGCCCACAGGCCUGCUCACCGUCCCGUCACCACAGAUAUGAAGGACUGGGAGAGGGCUGGCAGGGGACCCAGUGACGGCACCAGCAGCAGCACGCUCUGCCCAGCAGCAGCUCCCCGCGACAGAACUGCACGUGCGCAUCCGAUGGCCCCCCGUCCAUGAAAUCCUGCCACAAGGCAUUUUUGUAAGUCUCAUCGCCCAAACACUCAGUACCCAAGCAAGGAACUUGACUGCACAUGUACUGCUGAAAGAAUUUCCUUUACAGUGAAAUCCUGUCAUGUAUUCUCACCACGCUGCCACGCAAAGCCAGAGGAAUUCGGCUGACAGGGCAGAUUUAGUACCAUCAAGAAAUCCCACUUGCGCUGAAAAUCAGUCCUUCACUGCACAGCACGGCCAGUCCUGACCAAGGGUUAUGUAGGAGGAUGGGCCAGAUACGGGCCGAAAGCAUCUUUCCCUGAAAACACAAAUGCUGUUCAAAGGUGUGCCCUUUCAGGAGGUGCUGCCAUGGGCGCCUCAGCCCAGGGGAGUUGUGUUUGCAUGCACCUGCUAGUGUGUGUGUGUGUGUGUGUGUGUGCGUAGGUGUUUACAAGGACUGGAGUCUGGCCCAUUGCAGAAGGCAGUGAUCGUUCACUCCCAGCAAAGUGAAACUCAGGAACAGUAUUUGGUAGGGUAUGUGUUUCCCUCCUGUGUGGAAAAAUCCAAGCGACUUAAGCAGAUGUCGGGUUGAUCACGUCAGAGUCCCCACGGCCCGCCCAGCCCAGCAGCGCUUAGUGUGUGUGUCCCCCCCACCCCACCCCGAGUUCUCAGCCCCGGUGACCCCUGCUGUUCCACCCUCAGCACCCGGCCUCUCCCAGGUGAAAGUGACCACGAUCACCUCUGCAGUCGGGAGGAAGGAAGUGGAGGACAGAGAGGAGACAAGAGGGGAAAGGAAGAAAUAGGGAGGAAGGAGGGAGGCUUCCUCCUGCAGGGCGCAAAGCCAGAGGGACCCACUCCCCUCUGCGCGUGCUGGCCAACAGAGCUGGGGCGCCUGUGCGCCCCGAGGUGAUGGGCCCUGGCUGGUGGCCGCUGCAGGCAGAGGGGGAAGCCUGUCACCAAGUGGAGGGAGGGCACGUGCUGAGGGCCGGCCAGCCUCUCUGCUGUGUGGGGUGCAGACUGAAGCACCGUGACUCGCUGAAUCAAAGGCACCGUAACUGUAAACCACAAGGGAAGGACAAACGCAGCAGGACAAACUGACGCACCAGCAGUACACGGUGUGAUCCCUUAAGAAACUGGGGCGAUUACGCAUCUCACAAUUACUGAAAUCCGUCUUGUGACUGUCUCCAAUUUGAUUUGAAUUCAAAUGUUCCUUCAUCAGUAACGCAUGUUCGUGUGCAGUGUGAGGAGCGCCUCCUCUGAGGACUUCAGUCAGCCUCAGCUCAGCUUUCUGGGCCGCGGCUUUGUUAUUGUCAAAAGAGACUUUGCAGGCACACCAUAAAAUUCAAUCUUCUAAA
Messenger RNA from Cavia porcellus (domestic guinea pig), 4403 nucleotides. It is a transcript of the gene Tbck, whose product is annotated as TBC1 domain containing kinase. The transcript has 26 exons. Gene Ontology annotation, molecular function: GTPase activator activity; ATP binding; protein serine/threonine kinase activity. Gene Ontology annotation, cellular component: spindle pole; cytoplasm; centrosome. The coding region runs from base 275 to 2956 and encodes 893 amino acids. Gene Ontology annotation, biological process: activation of GTPase activity; mitotic spindle organization; protein phosphorylation. NCBI's taxonomy places the organism in Eukaryota, Metazoa, Chordata, Mammalia, Rodentia, Caviidae. The record is from RefSeq and is a predicted model, not a curated record.